UUUUGGGUUUUUUGUCGGAUAGGAUUCGAAAACGAUUGUCAUCAUCUAAAGCGUGGAGAGAAAUAUGUAGCGUCGUAAUGUCCUAUGCAUCGAGACAUAUCGGAUGAUUUCCACUUCAUAAGUUUAUUUUAGCUUCUGAAUACGAAGCAUUUAUAACCAAUUCAAGGAUUAUUGAAGAUGGGAAACAUCUUCACAAAUCUCUUCAAAGGCCUUUUCGGUAAGAAGGAAAUGCGAAUUUUAAUGGUUGGUUUGGAUGCAGCGGGAAAAACUACAAUCCUGUAUAAAUUGAAACUUGGAGAAAUUGUUACAACAAUUCCUACAAUUGGGUUUAAUGUUGAAACAGUAGAAUACAAAAAUAUAUCAUUCACAGUAUGGGAUGUUGGAGGUCAGGACAAAAUACGACCUUUAUGGAGACAUUAUUUUCAGAAUACUCAGGGUCUAAUAUUUGUUGUGGACAGCAAUGACCGUGAACGUGUAGGUGAGGCUCGGGAGGAAUUAAUGCGGAUGUUGGCCGAGGACGAAUUGAGAGAUGCUGUCUUGCUUGUUUUCGCUAAUAAACAAGAUCUACCGAAUGCGAUGAAUGCAGCAGAAGUAACUGAUAAACUUGGUUUGCACACACUUCGUAAUCGUAAUUGGUAUAUCCAAGCAACAUGUGCAACGUCUGGCGAUGGCCUCUAUGAAGGACUUGAUUGGCUGAGCAAUCAGCUGAAGAAUAGAUCCUGAAGUGUGCGGAAAACUGUAUACAAUUUUUUAUGCUCGUCAACUGAAUUCGUUUUGUAUGGAUUGAUUUACAAAAACUUCCAGAAGUGCUGCUCGUAGCAAAAUUAGUAUGUUUCAAAGCUGCUUUAAGUUCAGUUCUAGUAUAUUCUCUUGUCCCCUUGUUCAUAUCAAUUCAAGUUGCGUAAAAAACCUCCACUCUUAGUUCAGAUACAGCAUUUUUUUCAUUUUUCUAGAAUUUUUUUUGUUGGAAUUU
Molecule: messenger RNA, 973 nt
Organism: Loa loa (African eye worm)
Lineage: Eukaryota; Metazoa; Nematoda; Chromadorea; Rhabditida; Onchocercidae
Product: ADP-ribosylation factor 1
Exons: 5
Coding region: 178-723 (181 amino acids)
Biological process (GO): intracellular protein transport; vesicle-mediated transport
Cellular component (GO): plasma membrane; cytoplasm
Molecular function (GO): GTPase activity; GTP binding
Source: RefSeq, a predicted model, not a curated record